CGCUUCCAUUUUCAAGGUGUCGAACUUAGUCGUCGAUAUCUUAGGACACCGCGCCUGAUAAAUUACGGUGGCAUUCAUGUACCACAUGUAUUAUGGGCAUUGAACGUUGACCCAGAGUAAACAUCGAACUCAAAAAGAUUUCAACGGUAUAGAUUUGGCCCCGAGGUACCGAAGAUUUGGCAGGCGUGUGGAAUGGAGUAGGUUACUCAAAACACUGCCGUCAACACUAGGAGACGUGUACAAGGAUUCGGAACGGCAGAUGUCCCGAUGCCACAAUAACCUUCGUGGAAGAAAGAUACCAAUAGGCAUUGGGAAUUUUGAAACGCGUGAAUCACUGGGUCGUAUUCAGGCUGCAGAAGCUGAAGGGGCGUGGGAGAUGACGGGAAAGAGAAACGUGAAGGUUCGAGCACACCGUAGAUAUCGCCUUUUAAAAGUUCCGUCGAGUCUGGUGUUGAUCGCUGCACAUAUACGUCGUCGUCGAGACCGACGUACAAAUUUAAAUAUGUUGAACGCUGAACGUCGUUUCAUGAUGUCCAAGUCUCUAACAGCACUAACAAGUACAAAUAACGCAUCUCCAGUUUCCUCAUUCACGUACCGCCAACAGCGACGUCUCUUUCCAGUACUCAGCCAUACAAAUGCACUGGAGCCCAUUAUCAUGAGCUACGGAGCUCCUCAACCUUUUCCUCCUCUCGCUGAUGUUCUCAAUACUAUCUCAAUAGAUUUUCAUGCUGAGUUUCUGAACUGGAUGAGAGGAUGCGCCGUGCAGAAUGAUAGGCAGGUCAGUCUCACCGGCAUGGAGGCUGUGAUAACGCAGCUGUUGGAUACUAUUCCCCCCUGUGGGUCUGUGUCGACUGCAGAAGCCGCCCGGAAAAUGGCACCAGUUCCUAGUGUUUUGGAGUCGAUCGGAGAGGUGUUGAGUAUCGAUAAUUGGAGGGAACCCUCGUUCGUAUGGACCGUGGUGUCAGGACUGCUUCGCCUCAUGGCUGUGAUGGAGUCAUGGAAGAAGGAAUCAGAAGAGGCUGCUUCUCUGCAGGCAAAGGCCUUUGACCGCAUUGUGGAUAUCUUGCGGAAUCUCGGGGGGACCUUUGUGAAGGGCGUUCCACAGAAUGCACAGCGUACCCAGUUAAGAGAGAUGUUUGAAGAGUGCCUACAUGCCAUACACGAAUUAAUGGAGACUCAAACGCUGUCAUAUCCUAUCCACGUUCGAAUAUUGCAAAAGCCCAGACUCCUGAAACCUGGAGACUUGGCGGCCAAUAACAAAAAGAGUACAUGUUGUUUGCAAUCCUCCUCUGAUGCCCUCUGCUUUAUGGUCACAUUGCUUGAGAUUUGGACUUCUUUUAUGUUGCGAUCAACACAGCUACAAUGGUUUCUCCAUGAUUUCGGACAACGACUUGCUCAGGAAACACGGUCUUGUUUUGAUUACUGCAUGUCUGCAGUUUGCAAUCUCGAGCCUGUAGUGCGCUCUGAAGGACUUGUCAGAAUCAUGUCCUUGAUACCUUCCUUGCGCUCACUUUCAGAGAACGAAUUAUAUCAUUGGCAUUACAUUCUUCUCCGCUUCCGACUAUUUCAAGGACCUAAUUCAGGCUGGGAACAUAUUGAUCGGUAUCUUGCAAAGGAAUUGGCGUCGAGCUCUUUCGUUGCGCCAUCCAAGUCGGACUUCCGCGAGAUCGUCAGGCUAUUGGCAUCGGGUCGAUGGCCUAAGUCUGUAGAGGUAUAUCAUUUCGUUGGGCGAUUGAGGAUCUAUCCAACUAUCUUCAUAGGAAUGGGCAUUUUCCCUCUUCAAUUCGUGUUUGCCUCAUAUAGAGCGAAACAUUCUGCGUUCCUUACAAACUGCCAUCGACUUCGGGAGCGAGCGCAAUGAAAUCGCUCAACGGAUGCUUGAAGCUCUGCCUACAGUAGCUACGGUUAUUCCCAAUGAGUCACAUAACGAAGAGCCCUGGAAAAAGCUUUUGCGGACAGCUACUGAAAAGAUCAUAUUACCAGAAGCUCUUGACUGGAUGGAUGAUGAUGUCAAUCUGAGCGAUCGGCGGUAUAUGCAGCGAGCCAUCGACGAUAUUGU
Guyanagaster necrorhizus is the source of this 2059-nucleotide messenger RNA. RefSeq lists its product as uncharacterized. Lineage: Eukaryota; Fungi; Basidiomycota; Agaricomycetes; Agaricales; Physalacriaceae. The record is from RefSeq and is a predicted model, not a curated record. The coding region runs from base 260 to 1861 and encodes 533 amino acids. The transcript has 3 exons.